AAUAUUGACGAUGAACCACUGGUUAAUCCUGGUCGUGAUAUGGAUGCAGUGAAGGCAAUCUCUCCUGCUUCACAGGAUUACAAUUUGGAUUUGCUCGAGAACCUCCCAACAAAAUACAAGAUGUAUAUCGGAACCUGCAUGAAUACGAUGGAGAGUGAUUUUAGGAAUUGUAAUGCAGAUGUCAUUGAAGAGAUUCUUACGAAGAAACCUGUUUCCAGAGAGUGUUGUAUGAAGGUAGUAAAAGCUGGAAAAAAAAUGCUACAUGGAGAUUAG
This is a messenger RNA of Eruca vesicaria subsp. sativa (arugula), 273 nucleotides long. The record is from the annotation of a GenBank genome assembly. Lineage: Eukaryota; Viridiplantae; Streptophyta; Magnoliopsida; Brassicales; Brassicaceae.